CCCUCCUCCAUUGGGAGAUAGAUACACACCACCAACCAUAACACAAUCCUCGCCGUUCUAUUCCUUCAGCGUGAUAAAUUCACCUGACGACAUCCUGGAAGACCCCUACCGAUACCUAUAUACCCAUCUAAUUCACCAAUGCCGCCCGUAAAUCGACGAAUCCAACUCUCGAAUUGCUAGCCCGCCCUUGCUAGAGGGACCUAACCUCUUCACCCCUCGCUGACAAGACUACCUCUACGAUCGAGAAGUAUAAUGCCCAACACAACACUACGCCGGCCUCAGAAAGGCUAUGUCCGACGCGGUGGCAAGCAAGCCUAUCAUGGACCCUCACGCACACGGACUUUUGCUGCUUCAACCUCACGAACAGAGGGCACAUCAGCAGAUGAAAAAGCCGAACGGACACUCCUCGCGACACAGAUUGACGAGUCUAUGGGCUUCGCUCGGUACGAAGCUGGUCGUCCUCGCGGAGGUUGGUUGGUCAAUGUGCAACCAACAACGGUCGGAUUGGAUGAUGAUCGUGUUCCUGGCGGUCGGGCAGCCCUUGACUGCUACUUUAUCGAAGAAGACGGGCAAACUUUCAAAGCAACGGUGGAAUACGAACCGUAUUUCCUGAUUGCCGUACGUAAGGGCCGUGAGAGCGAGGUUGAAGAAUGGCUAAAACGUGUGCCCGGUGGUGGUGUCGUACGCGGCGUGAAACGCAUCGAGAAAGAGGAUCUCUCUAUACCGAACCACUUGUUAGGCUAUCGACGGACAUUCCUUGAAUUACGCUUUGGAAACGUUGGAGAUUUGAUGUCUGCUAGAAGAGAUAUAAUGCCUAUCGCGGAGAAGAACCGCAAGGCUAUGGAGACGGUGGAUGUAUAUGCUGAGGUCGCUGCUGAACAAGCCGGGUUUGACCUUUUUGAUGAUUCACGAGAUGAUGAUAAACGACAUAAUGCUUCCUUUUCAGACGCUAGCGAUUACGUUGUCGAUAUUAGAGAAUUCGACGUUCCAUACCAUGUAAGAGUAAUGAUUGAUAUGAAUAUUCGGGUAGGGAGAUGGUAUUUUGUAGAGGCGAAACAUGGGAUUACAUCCAUAACCCUCAACGAGGAACGUUUAGUUCAGGCCGAUCCUGUCGUCAUGGCAUUCGAUAUCGAGACUACCAAACUGCCGCUCAAAUUCCCCGAUGCUGCGAUAGAUCAGAUUAUGAUGAUAUCGUAUAUGAUUGACGGUCAGGGUUUUCUGAUUACCAACCGAGAAAUUGUAUCUGAAGAUAUUGCCGAUUUCGAGUACACACCAAAACCGGAAUAUCCUGGCCCAUUCAUGAUUUUUAAUGAGCCCGACGAGAAAGCUGUUAUCGAAAGAUUCUUCCUACACGUCAAAGAAGCAAGGCCGACCGUCAUCGCCACGUAUAACGGAGACUUUUUCGAUUGGCCCUUCGUUGAGGCUCGAGCGAGCGUCAAUGGCAUUGAUAUGUACCGCGAGAUCGGAUGGAGAAAGGACAGCGAGGAUAUUUACAAAUGCACAUACGGCGUUCACAUGGAUUGUUUUGCCUGGGUCAACCGAGAUUCCUAUCUACCGCAGGGUAGCCGAGGCUUGAAAGCCGUCACUGUCGCCAAACUUGGGUACGACCCAGAUGAACUCGAUCCUGAGCUGAUGACACCAUACGCAAGCGAGAGACCACAAACUUUGGCAGAGUAUUCAGUUUCAGAUGCAGUCGCCACAUACUACUUGUACAUGAAGUACAUACACCCCUUCAUCUUCUCAUUGUGCACAAUCCUGCCACUAGGAGGUGACGAUGUGUUACGGAAAGGAACAGGUACCUUAUGUGAGAUGUUGCUAAUGGUCCAAGCAUACCAAGGCGAGAUCGUAUUACCAAAUAAACAUGUGUCCCCAAAGGAAUCCUUCUGGGAUGGACAUUUGCUCGAUGCGGAAACUUACGUCGGUGGUCACGUUGAGAGUAUUGAAGCAGGCGUUUUUCGUGCCGAUAUUCCCGUCAACUUCGCAGUUGACACCGGUGCUGUUGACGAACUUCUUCGCGAUCUUGAUGCUGCCCUAAAAUUCUCGAUCGAAGUCGAAGAGAAAAAGUCUCUUGACGACGUCACCAACUACGAUGAGGUUAAGGAUCAGAUUACAGCACGCUUAAAUCAGCUGAAGGAGACCCCUAACCGAAAUGAACGACCGUUGAUAUACCAUCUUGAUGUCGCAUCUAUGUAUCCCAAUAUCAUGACGACGAAUCGACUACAACCCGAUUCCAUGAUCCAGGAAUCAGAUUGCGCGGCUUGCGACUUCAACAGACCUGGGAAGACAUGUGACCGAAGGCUUCCUUGGGCCUGGAGAGGAGAAUACCUCCCCGCCAAACGAGACGAGUACAACAUGAUUCGACACGCAUUGGAGAAUGAGAGAUUUCCCCCCAAAUGGCCGAACGGCCCAACGAGAACUUUCCAAGAUCUAACAGAAGACGAGCAAGCUGGUCUCAUCAGGAAGCGAUUAACAACCUACAGCCAGAAAGUGUAUCAUAAGAUCCGCGAUCAAACAACAAUUGUUCGCGAGGCCAUCAUAUGUCAGCGUGAGAAUCCUUUCUAUAUCGAUACCGUGCGAGAUUUUCGAGAUCGUAGAUACGAUUAUAAAGGUAAAGCGAAAGUAUGGAAAGGGAAAACAGAAGCACUCAAGUCUUCCGGCGCUCCCAGCCAGGAGGUUGAUAAUGCCAAGAAGAUGAUCGUUCUAUAUGACUCAUUGCAGCUUGCUCACAAGGUCAUUCUAAACUCUUUCUACGGCUACGUCAUGCGAAAGGGUUCGAGGUGGUAUUCCAUGGAGAUGGCUGGCGUCACCUGCUUGACAGGCGCAACAAUCAUCCAGUUAGCUAGAUCACUAGUUGAAAGGCUUGGGCGCCCCCUUGAGCUUGAUACCGAUGGUAUCUGGUGCAUGUUGCCCGCCACAUUCCCAGAGAAUUUUGCGUUCAAGCUCAAGAAUGGAAAGAAACUGGCAAUCUCUUAUCCUUGCGUCAUGUUGAACCAUUUGGUCCACGACAAAUUCACGAACCAUCAGUACCAAACAUUAACUGAUAAAAAGACGUUCAAGUACGAAACGACUAGUGACAAUUCCAUCUUCUUUGAAGUGGAUGGGCCGUACAAGGCUAUGGUUCUCCCUACCUCCAAAGAAGAAGACAAGAACUUGAAGAAACGUUACGCUGUUUUCAAUGAUGACGGCAGUCUAGCAGAGCUCAAGGGUUUCGAGGUCAAGCGAAGAGGUGAGCUGAAGCUCAUCAAGAUUUUCCAGCAACAGAUCUUCAAGUUUUUUUUGGAAGGUAGUACUUUGUCGGAAUGUUAUGCUGCCGUCGCAAAGGUAGCAAAUAAAUGGUUGGAUGUUCUAUACAGCAAAGGAUCAACGCUAGCUGAUGAGGAGUUUAUCGAUCUCAUCUGCGAAAACCGAAGCAUGAGUAAGACACUCGAGGAAUAUGGCAAUCAGAAGUCGACUUCAAUUACCACUGCUAAGCGCUUAGCUGAGUUCCUAGGAGAGCAGAUGGUCAAAGACAAGGGACUGAACUGUAAAUAUAUCAUUUGCGCCAAACCACGCAGUGCUCCCGUUACAGAACGAGCAGUACCAGUCGCCAUUUUCUCAGCUGAGCCCGAAAUCAAGCGAAGAUUUCUAACGAAAUGGCUGAAAGAAGAACCUUCUGAUAUGGAUCCACGAGCGUUGCUCGACUGGGAUUACUACCUCGAGCGUCUUGGAUCCGUCAUUCAAAAGCUGGUCACAAUUCCGGCAGCGCUACAAAAAGUCCGCAACCCCGUCCCGCGUGUCGCACAUCCAGAUUGGCUUCAAAGGAGGAUCAAUAUCAAAGACGACAAAAUGAAGCAGAAAAAGCUUACUGAUUUAUUUACAAAGGAGCCACUGAGUGACAUAACAAACCUUAAUGGGUCUCGAUUAGACGACCUUGAGGAUUAUGGUGCGAAGUUACUGAAGCCAAAAAGCACAACUGCGGUCAUUAAUGCCUCUCAAACAGCGGCGCUCGCUUCUAAGCGGAAAUCUCCAGAGCCCGAACGGGAAACCCAGGACCCCUUUGCAGCCCUUCCUAAGGUUAUGCCAAAUCCAUCUGAAGAUUACCCAGCCUUCUUAGAGUAUCAGAAGAAAAAGUGGAAGAUUCAAAAGCAGGCCCGUAUACGUCGUCGACAUCUCUUUGGAGAUCGACGAGGCAAUGUUGGUAGCAAUAUCCAGCAGACGUUCCGUAACCAAGCUGAAGUUACAUUUAGAAAUACCUGGCAGCUUCUACAACUUCAAACAACAGACAAUCCCGGCAUUGUGACAGCAUUUGUCCUGAUUGAUGCAAGAAUACACGCGCUCAAAAUCAAGGUUCCACGUCAAGUGUUCCUCAACUUGAAAGGGAAAGACCUGCCUGAUAUAGAUGUGGACGGCUGCGAUGUCGAGCAGGUUACUCAUACACUUCCCAAUGGCCACCCUUCGGCUCAUCUCUUCAAGAUUACCGUUCCAGAAGAUAUAUAUUUUGCCGAAGCUGACAAGUUUUCAUUGUUGUUCAAUCACCCUAGCGUUGAAGGGGUGUAUGAAAAGCAAGUCCCCCUGAAUAUGCGAGCCGUUCUUCAACUAGGCAAUAUUUGUACGAUCGAUGAGAGCCAACCUGGUGUUUUGGGCAAAGGACUCGAGGAAGGGUUCGACCUUUCAGGGUUGAUGCGGCCACUUAAACCAAAAGCAUAUCUUGAAUCGAAUCCCCUUGCCUAUAUAUAUAUAUCCCAUAUCACGGCAGGCGAACGACAAAUAUUUGGUUUCUUCUCUUCAACGAGAGACUAUGCACACAUUGUUAUCCUACAGAAGAGCAAAGAUUCUAGCUCAGAACUUCCCAAUGUCACAAAGAUAUACAGCGACAUGCGCUUGCGAAGGCUGCAGGAAGACCAAGAAAGCAACUGGCAGGAAUGUUUCACAUACCAGGAGAAGCUCAAUUUCAGUGUGAAACAAGUAACAACACGGAGGAAAGCUCACUUAGAAAUCGGUGACAUUGUCAGAAAGAUGAAAAAGGACGAAAUCAGGCCAAUGAUGCUCGUUAUUCAGUCCUCCCAACGCAACCUACUCAUCCACGAUGUUCCCAUUCUCGCAGAGUUCCCCAUUCUUCCGUUGAGGUACGACCAGGCAGAUAGCUCUCUUCCACCUCUUGGUUGGCAAUCGGUUGUCGCUAAGAGACUCGUUUCUCAUUACCUGAGUCUCGGUUCUUGGGUACUUCACCUCACAGCUCUUGCAAGAUACGGCGACAUACCACUCUGCAAUCUGGAACGAGACGACCCUAGGUUUCUCAUCGAUGUUGCAUAUGCUAGACGGCUGCAAAUGAAUAAUGUUGUCCUAUGGUGGUCGCCAGGAUCAAAACCAGAUCAUGCUGGCUACGAAAAAGAUGAUGUUACUGGUCCUCUUGAUACCGUUGUCAUGCCAUCGGCUAACAACCCUGGCACUUAUGCAUCUGUGUGUAUUGACCUCGAAGUCCGCAACCUUGCAAUCAACACAAUUCUCACUUCGUCUCUUAUUAACGAGCUGGAGGGUGCUGACUCGAUCUCCUUCAACCCUGCCUCUGAUGCUGCUCCGUCAGAUGGAUCCGAAAUGUUCCACUCGGAAUCAGCCUUUGCCAAUGCCGGUGUUCUUGUCCUCCGCGAGAUGGUAAAGUCGUGGUGGGCCGAGGCUUGCAAAGGUAGUCCAAUGGCAGAUAUACUUGUACAACAUCUCGUCCGCUGGGUGGAAUCACCCGAUUCGUUUAUGUAUGACCGUGCUCUGCAUUAUUAUGUUCAGAUGAUGAGCCGCAAGGCCCUCCUGCAGCUAAUGGCAGAUUUCCGCCGAGUUGGAUCACAGGUCAUCUUCGCAAACUCAAACAGGUUGCUCUUACAGACGACAAAAUCAGAAGUAGGCAAUGCUUACGCCUAUAGUCAGUACAUCCUAAAGAGCAUCAAAAGCAAACCGCUCUUCAAUUUCAUCGACCUGGAGAUCAAGGAGUACUGGGACUAUCUAGUUUGGUACGAUGAGUUCAAUUAUGGCGGCAAAGCGUGCCAGGAAGUCGUCGAAGCCCAGGAACAAAACCUCGAGACAAUUAUGUGCUGGCAGAUCAAAACGUUUUUACCCGUCAGGCUCCAGGAUACAUUCCAACACUGGGUUGUCGAGUUCAUCCAACUGAUGCAUGGUAUCAAACACCCGCACAAUGGAGAUCCAGACUCCACGCCGCGACCUACACAGCUGCCCUUCCGUAGUCUCACACAAAGCACCGACGUUGAUGAUAAGGAUAAAACUCCGAUCAUACUUACUAAGACGUUUGAACGUCCCUUGAAAAAAGAGAUCCAGUCUCUCAUCUCAACACGGGCUCGUGAAUUGUUACACCCGGAAUUGACAUCAGACUGGUCAUUCCCUCUGCUGCCAGGCAACAGUGGGAGCCAUAACCCACACCCUCAACUAAAGCAUUUGCAGUCGCACGCACAGAGGACCGGGACUGAGAAUGCGGUACUUGAGCUUGUAAAGUCUCUUAUGCAAGUACUAUCACUCGACAAAAAUAUUACGAAUGAGGCGCGUUUGCUCCGCCGCGACUUGUUAACGCUCUUCGAUGUCCGGGAGUUCAGCCGCGACGGCACAUUCGUGAACCCUAGCGAUUCACUCAAGAUUCUUCAGUUGAGCUGUGCCGAGUGCACGCUCGCGCGAGACUGGGACUUGUGUCGUGAUGAGAGCUUACUGCCCGAUCUGUCGGCGCUCUCUACUUCCCUCGCAGCAAACGGUAACGGUGGCUUGGAGGGGCUUUCUGCCUCGGAGAUACGGAAAGCAGCUGCGGCCAAACCGUGGAAUUGCACAUUUUGCGGCGCCGAGUUCAGCAAGCUGCGGAUCGAGGAACGGCUGCUCGGGGAUGUGGACUCGUGGAUCGUCGAGUGGACUACCCAGGAUGUCAAGUGUCAACGAUGUGGAAGUGCACGGCUGAAUGAGUUUGCGGAACAUUGCACUUGCUCGGGACCCUGGGGCGAAAGUAUCAAGAGAGAGGACAUACUUAAGAAAUUGGGCGUUUAUGCCGGUGUGGCUGAGUGGUUUGGUUUGAGAAUGUUGGCUGCGCUUGUUAAUGAGGUGCUUGGUAAUAUUUGAGCUUUGAAGAUCCCAGUGAUAUAACUAAAAGAAGCGCACGUAUUGCUCCCAGGAAGCUAGGUAUAUAGGCUUGGUUUGGUAAAGGCUGGGUAUGGUCGGUGGCUUUUGUGGUCCCAUUGCUGCGCACAGGCGUUUGGUGUUGGAUUCUGUUUAACGAUUCCCAUUGUUUAAUAUGAAUGAAAACCGAAGUAUAUAUCUUGUACAUACGACGCGUUGUUGUGAGAGUAGUAAAUCUACUUGUAAUAAGUGACUUAGGUGAAGUAUGUAUAAACGAACAUACCCAAUGGCAUUUUAGAGACUAGAAUUGUGAGAUGUCGAGAACGCAGCAUACGCUACCUAGGUAGUAAGCACACGACCUUAUGGUUUGCCUUGCGCGUUCUCGUGGGUAAAGAUGGAGGUUAUAAUUGAAUCUUAUUGUUGCACAAGGAGUCCCAAAUAGCCGACCGACUUUUGUCUCGAGGGUAUAGUGUAGCGUAGCAGUAGGCGUCAGCUUCUUGAUCGGUCUGCGAAAAGACA
Molecule: messenger RNA, 7599 nt
Organism: Xylaria bambusicola
Lineage: Eukaryota; Fungi; Ascomycota; Sordariomycetes; Xylariales; Xylariaceae
Product: DNA polymerase epsilon
Exons: 3
Coding region: 253-7083 (2276 amino acids)
Biological process (GO): leading strand elongation; mitotic cell cycle; base-excision repair, gap-filling
Cellular component (GO): epsilon DNA polymerase complex; nucleus
Molecular function (GO): nucleotide binding; single-stranded DNA 3'-5' DNA exonuclease activity; zinc ion binding
Source: RefSeq, a predicted model, not a curated record